Messenger RNA from Gasterosteus aculeatus aculeatus (three-spined stickleback), 2221 nucleotides. The record is from RefSeq and is a predicted model, not a curated record. NCBI's taxonomy places the organism in Eukaryota, Metazoa, Chordata, Actinopteri, Perciformes, Gasterosteidae.
CUUGCCCCGGAAGUGUUUCUCUUCCACCCCCGAGGUCGUAAUGGCGUCCCGCUGCAUUUGAAGGGGUCGAAACUGAAACAGGAGCCGUCUUCAUGAUACGAGAACAUGUACAAAACGCCAUGUAGCAGACUGUCAGGGGUGGUCGGUGUCAGUCUGAAGCAGUUAAUUCAAAAUGUUCCUCAUUGCAACCAGACCGCCCGCUGCCUCAUUCAGCUGCACAAAAGAGAUCCAUCACGCUGGCUGACGUACCAACACCUCAACUUCCUAAAACGCCAGUAUGUCACAAAGAACAACAGUGAGCUUCAUCAACGCGCCGCCCAGAAAGCGGCUCCCUGUCCGACCAGUGUAGAGGAGAGAGACGACAACGGCGUCGAAAGACGGGUGCAGAGGAUUCCAACUCUCGAUCCUGUGCUCACGGAUAACGUGUCGUCGUCGGAGAAUAUCACCAGUAAAGCACCGCCUGGUAUUUCAACCUCUGAGCCCUACGACGACGCAGCUGUACGGGAAGAUUCUGCACUCUGUGUUGUUGGGGCUCCCAAAGAGACUCCCCAUGUCCACGUGGAGACGGACGAGGCGAAGGAGGCGCGUCUGGACCGACAGUGGAAGCAGCUGAAGGUCGAUGGUGCUCAGCUGCCGGAUAUCUAUGCUAAGCUUGCUAAAAUCAAACUCACAGCGCUGGUGGUAACGAGUGCAGCGGCCGGCUAUGCAAUGGCCCCGGUGCCCUUUGACCCCGUCAUCUUCGUUGUCGCCUCCCUGGGAACGUGCCUCGCCUCUUGCAGUGCCAACUCAAUCAACCAGGCGGGCAGCACUGUAAACAGUCCCACCCAGGCGUUGCUGAAGGUGAAACAUAAUAUGGUGGAAGGUGUGCAAGAACAAGCACCACUUAAAGUGGAUCUCCUGUCUGACAUCCAAAUACUUCGAGGGGCCCUUCGACUCCAACAUGAACCGCACAAAGAACCGUCCGCUGGUCCGAGGACAGAUCAGUCCCCUCCACGCCGUGUCCUUUGCGCUGGCGUGCGGAGUUCCCGGAGUGGCUCUGCUCACGCUGGCGGUAAACCCGCUGACGGGCUUCCUGGGGGGCCUCAACAUCUUCCUCUACACCUGCUGCUACACCCCGCUCAAGAGGCACAGCAUCGCCAACACCUGGGUGGGGGCGCUGGUGGGCGCCAUACCUCCAGUCAUGGGCUGGACGGCCGCCACCGGUUGCCUGGAGCCGGGUGCUCUGCUGAUGGGUGGUUUCCUGUACUGCUGGCAGUUCCCCCACUUCAACGCCCUCAGCUGGAACUUGAGGGAGGACUACUCGCGCGGCGGCUACCGCAUGAUGUCCGUCACCCACCCGGGCAUGUGCAAGCGCGUGGCCCUGCGCCACAGCCUGGGCCUCAUCGGCCUGUCGACCGUGGCGCCCGCGUUGGGCGUCACCACCUGGACCUUCCCCGUCAUCUCGCUGCCCAUCAACCUGUACAUCAGCUACCUGGCCUUCGUCUUCUAUCGCCGGGGCGACCGCAGCAGCGCCCGCAAGCUGUUCUUCUGCAGCCUCUGGCACCUGCCCAUGCUGCUGCUGCUGGCGCUCACGUGCAAGAAGCCCCGGGGGGGCCCGGAGGAGGCGGCGGCUCCGGCCCUCGCACUGCAGAGCUAGCUGGCUUCCAAGACGCCCCAAAACACUUUUCAAUGCCUUCUGAGAGCUUUUGUUUUAACCGGGACGCUCUCCUGGGCGUCUUCCUCUUAACCACUCGUCGGGGUCCUCGCGACCGUUUUAUCCGUUUAUUUAAAGCCUCUCACUGCAGAUCAGGGAACGAGCUGGAAAUGAUUUGGAUCAAAAUGACUGACUUACAGAGAGCACACUCAAUCAUUACAUCAGUCUGUGAUCAUAUGGUUGGAUUAUGUGUGUGCGUGCUGUAUAUAUUCAGAAUUUAUUUAUAAGGGGGCCCCCAGCAGCUGCUCCCCAUACUGUACGGGACUGAUGUUACAUAUCUUGUACACAUGGAUCACUCUGCAGAUCGAUGCCAAAUAAGAAGAGAAGAGGAUGUGCAACGGACGUGAUGACAUCAUGCAGCCGCAAGAAAUGUUUGAUGAUGAAAACAGGACGAAUGUCAACAGUUUGAAGCAGCUGUUCAUCUUCAUGUAACCUGGUACCUGGCGGCAUUGCGAAUGCUCUGAUGUGUCAUUAUUUUUCUGCACACGGGCAUAUAUUCUCUCUCAAUAAAAGGCUUCGUGAUUGUAA